This is a messenger RNA of Ruditapes philippinarum (Manila clam), 1297 nucleotides long. RefSeq names its product vitelline membrane outer layer protein 1-like. The transcript is spliced from 3 exons. NCBI's taxonomy places the organism in Eukaryota, Metazoa, Mollusca, Bivalvia, Venerida, Veneridae. Bases 83 to 700 code for a protein of 205 amino acids. The record is from RefSeq and is a predicted model, not a curated record.
UGUUAUAUACUUCAGAUGAUAAAAAGAUAUUACCAAAUACACAUACUUAUUUGCUACUUGCUAAUACUGUGGACUGUUGAAUAUGUAUUUCCUACUUCUUGUCAGCGUACUCGUGUUUUCUCCUGUUGUUGUUUGUGUUGACAUAAUUGGACCUACACAUCGAGCUAUUUGGGGAACGUGGGGUAGUAUGCAGUAUUGUCCAAAAGGUUCAUAUGCUGCCGGAUAUGUUAUGAAGAUUGAGCCAAAACAAGGGGACCGGGAUGAUACGUCACUUAAUGGAAUUAUGCUUGUGUGUUCGUCACUAGAAGGUGGACUAUUUGGUGGAACAAUCACUUCAACUGUUGGACGGUUUGGAGACUGGGGUGAAGUUAUUAUUUGCCCUAAAUAUAUGUUUCUGAAAGAGUUUGCGUUACAAGUUGAAGAGUACCGACAUAAUGGGGACGACACGGCUGCGAACUAUAUUAAGUUCAGAUGUGGACGUAUGGAUUCUGGAGAUUCUGGAUCGUGUAACUACGAGAUUGCACUAACGCCUGGAUAUGGGUUUUGGGGGGUUAUUAGUGGAUGGAGUAGGGCAUGUCCACCAAACUCUGCAAUAUGCGGCAUACAGACUAAAGUGGAAGAUUAUCAACGUAACGGAGAUGACACCUCUCUUAAUGAUGUAAAGUUCAUGUGUUGCAAUGGUGAUUCUUGGAAAAAGUAAACUUUAAAUUUUUUAGGUAGAACACCGCUUAGGAACUAAAAAGUUGACAAUAUUGCACAGUUAUAUGCCUUACAGGACACCUUUAUACACAUUUUUAAGAAAAUUUAGCGUAUGGUUAAUGGACAUUUUUCUGAACUAAAACUUGGCUAUUAGAAGGACUCAUUUUCAGCAUUGAGGAAACUCUAAAUAAUCUAUAAUAUCAUAAUUAUGAAAACUUUUUUUUAUUGAUCAUUGUUAAGAAACAAAUAAUAGCAUUCAGGAAAUAAAUCACAUGUGAAAAAUAAUUGUAUUUACACAAAAAUGUUUGUAAUAUGUAUAAAAAUAUUACCCUACCCCACCCAAUUUUCACACUCUUAUGAUAAUUUACCUUAAAAAUUAAAAAGCUUUAUUCAAAAUAUUUCUAAAAUUUGACACAAUGAGGAGUGGUUUCUAGAGUUUGUCAAAAUUUUCUUAAAAGCAUUUUGAUUGAUGUUGCAAAAUAUUAAAUACUUUUACUAUGUAGUUCUUAUUUUAUAAGACUUUAAAAAUGAAUUGUAUCAUAUUUGCUUUAAAAUUUAGCAUUAUUUAGCCAAUAAAUACCUUCAAUCAUUAUAUAAA